ACCAAAAUCAAAACCAGUUAGCUGACGACACAAGCGAACAAGGAGCUUGUUCCACUGAACCGAAAGCAUUCUUACAAAGAAGCCUUUUUAUGGAAUGGUUCACUUCCUCAUCAAAAGCCUUUGGACUUUACACUUUUCCGAGCACAUCCACCAAACACUACACUGCCUUAAUUACCCUCGUUGUUUGGCUUCCAGGACACUCCUUCACGAGUCACGACACGCUUGCUUCUUCUUUAUGACUUUAAUCCUUAACAUUCUUUGCACAGGGAGCAGUGAGGAAGGCAGAGUCCAAAAAAGCCCAGAAAACCCGACAGUCGUCAGAGAAACACUGAAAGAGGACCAAUGAUGAAGCUUACAAGGCUGCUCACUGCCUGCAUUCUCGCUGAGAUGUCACUUGCACUCCAAGCGUUGGUGAUGGUCAACAACGUUACAGCCGAGUGCGGCGAGCAGGUUGCACUGAGCUGCAACGUGUCACGGAAGGACGGGCUGUCAGUCAAGCAUAUGGAGUGGUCCCAAAACCGCAAGCUUUUGUGUCGACUGGACAGCAAGGGGAAUUUGAGCCACCAUCGAAGCAUACGAAGCGACUUCCGCUGCGAGUACGAUGAAGGCCAGCUGAAGCUCAUCUUUGCAAAAGUGCAGCCGCAGGAUAGCGGCGUCACAAACCGCUACAUGUGCAAACUGCACUCCAACAUGGGGAUUUCACACGGCUACAGCUGGAUAGAGCUGCAAGAGUGCUGCGGGGCGGUCAAAGGUGUUCUGUCCAAGGACGGCCCGGUAUGCACAUUCAGCGACGUCUACCCGGAUGCGGAUGUGUUCUGGUCUUCCCACAAUGAGCCUCCAACGCCCGGGAAGCAGAAAAUGUUCAAAAGUACGGAGGAAGGCGGCUGGUUGAGCAUCCGCAGUCAGCUGGAAUGGACUCCGAACGGGGCCUUCAACUGUUCCCUGAGGAGCAUCACAUCUGGAAAAGACAUUGCAUGCAAUUUGUCAGAGAAUACCAACUUCCUAGACGGGUAUGAACGUAGAUCGCAAGGUCGAGUCGGCAAUGGAGCGGGAUGCCUUGAACCUUUAUGGACAGUUGUGCUUGUUUCAACCAUACUGCAUACUAGAAAUUAUGGAUUUUCCUAAAUAAUUCUAUUUGUGGGAGGACAUUCGAGCAAAGCUAUUUGCUUUGUUGCAAUGAGGUACUGGGAUGUUGGCGAUAAAGAGCCAAGGAGCCUUGCUUGCAGUCAAAUGAAAUGAAUCAACGUUCAUGCUCCAGAGCUUUCUAAUUGUGCUUCUACUUCCUGCCGGAGCUCAGCCAUGGAAAUAACGGACUGUGGAGGAGCGAUAACAAGGCAGCAGAUCCUCAGCAUGCCCUGGGAGGACACCUUUCAUUUUCUCCUCAAAGAUAUUGGAGCUUGGCAUAGUUUUGUUUCCACAACAAUAAUCCUUCAAGUGACAUGAGGAGUAUCUUCUCUAUCUUCUAACAAGAAGUUGACAAUAUAUAUUAGGUAAUAUUGAAAUGUUUUUUUGUCACUUGAGUUUUUUUUUCACCAUUUGAGUGAAAUAUCAAAAGACUGGCAACAAAAAUAUGCCAGUCGUUUGUAGAAAUAUGCUGCCCUCCAGUGCAAUACUUGGGUACUGCAGCCAUGCAAAAUAUAGGACUCCAAUUCUCCCGUCCAAAGGCAAAACCUAGUAACUCACUUCUAGCUGAUUUUGAGAAAACAAAGGAAAGCCAAUCUAUCUUGAUGCUGUCUUACAAAGAUCUACAAAGUCAUCAAACGUAUAGAUGUUUUCUUGCGCUUUCAUUUUCUUGCCGAUUGAGCCAUGGAUUGAAUCUGCUCUCAUGAACGUGUGCCCUUUCUCCAGAUAUUUUAUCACAAUCUCGGGUGGGCCCCAUUCUGCGUUUGCACAUUGGGCAAGAGCCGUGUACAGCAUCCAGUUUUUAUUUGGACCUCCACAGUUAUCUGCCCAAAAGAGUAUGCAAGGGGAAGAAUCAAGAACAAUACAUGUAAUGAAGGUGCUUGCAACGUCCUGGACCAAUCUUCCAAAUAUCCCCUCGUGCCAUAAUAUCACAUAAUCAGGUUGACCGUCGGCCCCCAUCCGUGCAAAUGUCUCAUUAAAGACAAUAAGGCGACUGACAAAGAAGCUCCGAUUGGUCCCUUGAGAUACUAGGUUUUUCUGUUGUAUCCACGCAGUUAUGUGGUAGUUGCUAGGUCCUGCCAUGCGCGUAACAGCUUACUUACGGAACAAAUUACAAUAUCGCAUACACUAAUGUAAAGCAUAUCACCUAGGAACUCCAAAAUUAUUAUCAGCUCAGUUUUGACCAAAAUUGAGUUACUGGGUUUUGCCUUUGGACGGGAGAAUUGGAGCAAGCUGAUUUCCAUGAUGUUAAAAGCUAGAGCGAAUUGAUUCUGUAGUACUUGCAGUGGGAAGGUAAACAGUCUGGCAGUCUAAAAAUACCAAAAAUAUUAUUGAUAAAAUUAGUUUUUUGGGAGUAGACAGAAGUCCUAAUCAUAUCCUAUUUCAGGCCGGGGCAAUUAUUUUGACUCGGGGGGCCACAUUUAGAGAAAAAAAAUGUGUCUGGGGGCCGGUAUAUCUAUUUUUAAGAACACUAAUACAAGACCUCACAAUAACGUCUGAUUGAAUGCUAAAAACGUUAUGACAGACCGCCUUAAAAAACGUAAUGGAAUUUUACAUUUUUCUAUGAAGGAUAAAACACUGAAUAAUGACAAAAUAUGAACGGCACAACCCCUCUUCGAUCGAGACAUUUUACAAUCAAGUGAAACGCAACAAACAGUACAAUAUGAACAUGAAGGAUACAAAAUAAACCCACCUACAAUCUGAUAUAUCACUAAGCUUUAGAACUUUGUUGUGAAAGUCUCCUGUUACUGUGGAAACGCUUCCCGCCCACACUGCUUGGUGCCUCCUCUGAGCUGCUGUGACGUAGAUUACCAUAGUAACUAACUAGAUUACGAUAGUAACUAAUUAGAUUACCACAGUAACUGGUAUAACAUGCAAAAGCGCAGAUUCCAACCAUUGAAAUACUUUGUAUAGUUCAAGACUUUCGGUCAUUAGCAAACAUGACUGCACAUCAUAAUGGCAGCUACACUUUCCAUCUUAAAGAUUUAAAAAGAUUAUUUGGGAAUGUCCGGCGAGCCAUAUUGAAAAGCUUAACGGUCCGCAUGUGGCCCCCGGGCCUUAAUUUGCCCAGGUCGGUCCUAUUCUCACUAAGCCACACCUUGUCAUAUGUCACAUUGUCUAUAUGUUUGAUUACCAAGGUGUGUCAAUAUGCAAUAAUUGAUCAUUGAGUAUUUUUUUGCUCUCAAAACUAUUAAAAAUCUUGCAAAGUUGUCUUAUUCUGUGUCUGACAAACUAGUGGUCGUGAUCCCAAAAUGCGGAGGGACGGCAGGAAGUAACGUGCAGGUAGGAAGGGUCUGCUUUCCUUAAAGCAGCACUAAGUAACUUUUCAACUUGCAUUAAGUAUUUUCUUAAAUUUUGGGAUGAUACAUGGACUUUCUGAGGGUGGCAUUAGGGACAUGGAGGGUGGCAGGAACCCUACAAAUGUGCUUUUUAUGUCAAGUACGCUUUUGAAAUGUUGAAAUCACCCCCAAACUGCCAAACGGUUUCUUCUAAAAAGUAUUUGAAUGUACUUUAAUAUGAUGUAUGUAAUACUACCCACAGUAUUGUAAUCAUUAACGCAAAGCAAAGAUGUGUCAAUAUCAAAAUAUUACUUUGAAUCAGUUUAUGGCAAUCACCAUACGGUCAUUUGCGGUUGAUUUCAACUUUAUAGACCAGUGGUUGUCAACUUUUUUUCAGUGAUGAACCGCCUGUGAACAUUUUUUUAACUCAAGUACCCUCUAAUAUGAGCAAACAUUUUUUUGGUUGAAAAAAAGAGAUAAAGAAGUAAAAUACA
Molecule: messenger RNA, 3895 nt
Organism: Nerophis ophidion (straightnose pipefish)
Lineage: Eukaryota; Metazoa; Chordata; Actinopteri; Syngnathiformes; Syngnathidae
Exons: 4
Coding region: 343-1125 (260 amino acids)
Source: RefSeq, a predicted model, not a curated record